UUUACAAAAGAAUAAAUGUUUAAAAAUGCGUUCGAUUUCAUUAAUUAAUCACUUGGAAUUUAAUUUUAAUGGCAGUGUUGUAAGAAAAGGAAUAACAUUAGGCGAUGUUGAUAAUGAUGGAAAUUAUGAACUCAUUGUGGGUAAUGAAACUGGGGAUGUAGCAAUUUUUAAAGCUUUAGAUUGUUGGCAAACUAUUAGUAAUUUGGGGUUUGUUAGUUGUGUCGUAGUUGGUGAUGUGUUGAAUCAAAAUAGGAAUUGUUUGGUUAUUGUAACUGCGGAUGGUUGGUGUUUUAUAUAUUCAGCAGAAGAAAAUGGGGGAGAUGCUGGGGAUGAUGUGGAUAAAAUCAGUGAGAAUAUGGAAAGUUUAAUAUUUUCAACAGAAAGUAAUUGUUCAUCAAGAAGUGGAUCAAUUGCGGGGGAUGGUAAAGAAGAACCAAGAGUUUUUUUGAAACGAAUUCAUGCUCAAAGAAUACCUCCCAAUACAAAGGAUAUUUUGUUGGGUGAUAUUGAUGGUGAUGGUGCAAUAGAAAUGGUACUUGGAUUAACAGAUAGAGUUGUUCGUUCUUACAGAUGGGUGGAAACUGUUAAUGAUCCUACAAAAGUUCCCUCAAAACCUGAAAUAAUAGGUAAAUUAGUGGCUUUGAAUAAAUGGGAAUGUGCUCAACAAAUUGGAUCAGUUUCUCUUCAUCAUUCAGUUGAUGGAAUACCUUCCUUAUUAGUUGCUCAACCUGGUGGGACAUUUAUGCGAAUAAAACAUCAAUCUGUGGACGUUACAGAAGUGACUAAUUCUUCAAUUAUUCCUCCAUCUGCACAAGUAACAAAUUUGGAUCAAUGUGACGAUCAUGGUGAUUUAGAAAAUUUAACUGGAUUUUCUGUUGAUUAUCAAUUCUUAGGUAUAUCUCGAAUGAGAAAUUCAAAUAUUUCAACUGAAAUUUUAGGUGAUUUAGUUACUAGUACGAAUUCAAAUGAUUUAGAUAAAGAAAGUAAAAGUGAUGAACAUAAAGAAACUCAACAAGGCUCUCCUUAUGCUGUAGCUACACUUGAUGGUACAAUAAUGUUGGUUCAAGAUGAAAUAAUUCUAUGGGCAAUUGCAGUUGAUCAUCAAUUAUUUGCAUUAACAAAAUUGGAUGUUACUAAAAAUGGGUUGGAUGAAAUUAUUGUUUGUUCAUGGGAUGGCCAUACUUAUAUAUUAGAUCAACAAAAAAACACAGUUAGAUUUCAAUUGAAUGAAUCUGUGCAAGCCUUUGAAGUGGGUUAUUAUACAUUAAUUCCAGGAAGUGCGCCAGUAACUUGUUUUGUUUAUAUAACUUUUCGUAAUAAAAUUUUGUUGUAUUUUGAUAUACCCCUGAAAAAUAUGAUUUGCAAAAAAUUUGAACUGCCAAACUUACCGAGUCUUGAAAACAUUGUAAAUUGUGAUCUGGAAACUCUGACUAGUACAGAUAAAAAGGAUAUUGUUGAAUAUUUACUAUAUGGUUUAAAAUCUUAAUAAAAACGCCUUUUUAUUUA
Onthophagus taurus is the source of this 1506-nucleotide messenger RNA. RefSeq names its product KICSTOR complex protein ITFG2. Gene Ontology annotation, cellular component: KICSTOR complex. The record is from RefSeq and is a predicted model, not a curated record. NCBI's taxonomy places the organism in Eukaryota, Metazoa, Arthropoda, Insecta, Coleoptera, Scarabaeidae. Gene Ontology annotation, biological process: regulation of TOR signaling.